UCGAUUGCAACAUUGAUUCGCUUUGGUCACACUGCACUGCUAUUUUGUUCGUCAUUUUUCGAAGUUUUGUUCUGUGUUUUUUAUUUUAAAAUGGCCGAUACAAAGGGCUUUUCCAGCAUCGAGACGCCCGGCUAUGUGGGCUUCGCCAAUUUGCCCAACCAGGUGCAUCGCAAGUCCGUGAAGAAGGGCUUCGAGUUCACUCUGAUGGUGGUGGGCGAAUCCGGCUUGGGCAAAUCCACGCUGGUCAACAGCCUCUUUCUCACCGAUCUCUAUCCCGAACGAAUCAUUCCAGAUGCCAUAGAAAAACAGAAGCAGACUGUGAAACUGGAGGCCUCAACGGUGGAAAUCGAGGAGAGGGGCGUCAAGCUGCGACUUACGGUGGUGGACACACCCGGUUUCGGCGAUGCCAUCGAUAAUUCAAACAGCUUUGGCGCUAUACUUGAGUACAUCGAUGAGCAAUAUGAGCGCUUUCUGCGCGACGAGAGUGGCCUCAACAGACGCAACAUUGUCGACAAUCGCAUUCACUGCUGCUUCUACUUUAUAUCGCCCUUUGGCCAUGGCCUGAAACCCUUGGACGUGGAGUUCAUGAAGAAGCUGCACUCCAAGGUCAACAUUGUGCCGGUUAUUGCCAAGGCCGAUUGCCUAACCAAAAAGGAGAUCCUUCGCCUCAAGUGCCGCAUCAUGCAGGAGAUCGAGAGCCAUGGCAUCAAGAUCUAUCCACUGCCCGACUGUGAUUCCGAUGAGGAUGAGGACUACAAGGAGCAGGUGAAGCAACUGAAGGAAGCUGUGCCUUUCGCCGUCUGCGGCGCCAACACGCUGCUUGAGGUCAAGGGCAAGAAGGUGCGCGGCCGCCUCUAUCCGUGGGGUGUGGUCGAGGUGGAGAACCCCGAUCACUGUGACUUUAUCAAGCUGCGCACGAUGCUUAUUACCCACAUGCAGGACCUGCAGGAGGUGACGCAGGAGGUGCACUACGAGAACUAUCGCAGCGAUCGCCUGGCCAAGGGCAUCAAGGGCAAGGAGAACGGUGUGAAGCAGGAGCGCGACAGCGGCGUACCCUCGCAGGUGCUGGGCGAAAAGGAUCGCAUUUUGCAGGAGAAGGAGGCCGAGCUGCGACGCAUGCAGGAGAUGCUUGCCCAAAUGCAGGCGCGCAUGCAGGCCCAGCAGUGAGGAGUGGGACGGAGGCGGCAAUCGAUAGUUAUAUACACAAAACAAAACAAGAAAAAUCGUAUAUAUAGAUAUAUACACGCAUAUAUACAUAUACAUAUAUAUAUUUUGUACGCAGAUUUUUUAGGUUGCGAUCGCGCUUUAAUUCAACUCUCAAUUUGUGAAAUCGACGGGCGCUAAGUAUUCUCUGUAUUAAUUUCGCAUUCUCCAUAUAUACACACAUUUAUACAUUUACAUAUAUAUAUUCGUAGGAUUUAGAUAUACACACAAACACACUCACAUAACGUAACACCUGCCGCGUAUGCAAAACGUGUCGGCAAUGCAAUUGCUCCAUCAAAACACUCGAACUUCAACGCGAAAGCGAACUCGAACUCGAACUCUCACUUCAUAUCAAUCCUAAAAGCGAAACACACGAUAACUACUGUAUUCCUACUAUUGUAUUUAGACGCGAUUGGCAAUGGAUAAUCCAUUCUUAUUUAGGUUAAGCGAAUCAAAGUCGAUUUAUAUAUAUAUAUACCUAUUACAUUGUAUGUUGAUUCCUUUCUUUGUCUUUUGUCUGUUUACCGUCACUGUAUUUAGGUUACUUUUAACUCGAUAUGUAUUUUAUGAUCCCGAUGCGAUCCCAUCCAAAUCCGGAUCCGAAAUUUUGACACAACUCCUAAUGCACACGCUGCAAAGUUUCGGAUUAUCGGAAUUGGUAAAUGGAGAAACGGAUGGAACAAAGCAAACAAAAGCAAACCCAAAAUGUGAAAUCUCUUUUUUUAUUAUGUAUAUGAAACAUUUUUUAUCCCCAAUAUAAUCCUCAAUGAGUACAUAUAUAACUUUAUAUGUAUAUGCUUUUUAUACAUUUUGUAAAAAAACCAAAAAAAGAAA
Molecule: messenger RNA, 2037 nt
Organism: Drosophila kikkawai
Lineage: Eukaryota; Metazoa; Arthropoda; Insecta; Diptera; Drosophilidae
Gene: Septin1
Product: Septin 1
Biological process (GO): intracellular protein localization; regulation of exocytosis; cytoskeleton-dependent cytokinesis
Cellular component (GO): septin ring; cell division site; synaptic vesicle
Molecular function (GO): GTP binding; molecular adaptor activity; GTPase activity
Source: RefSeq, a predicted model, not a curated record